CUGUCUCUGUAGCUCAAGAGGGCGGGUUUGCUGCGUCCGCUCCAAGGCCACAGCGAGAAGACCUUACUGCGCACGCGCAGUAGGCAGCCGAUGGAGCCACCGAUGGACCCGUCCGGAGGGGAGCAAGAGCCCGGAGCCGUCAGGCUCCUGGAUUUGCCCUGGGAAGACGUGCUGCUCCCACACGUCCUGAGCCGGGUGCCGCUGCGCCAGCUGCUCUGGCUGCAGCGCGUCAGUCGGGCUUUCCGGGCACUAGUGCAGCUGCACCUCGCCCGGCUGCGCCGCUUCGACGCCGCUCAGGUGGGUCCGCAGAUUCCGCGGGCCGCAUUGGCCUGGCUGCUGCGGGACGCCGAGGGGCUGCAGGAGCUGGCGCUGGCGCCGUGUCACGAAUGGCUGUCGGACGAGGAUCUGGUGCCGGUGUUGGCACGGAAUCCGCAGCUGCGGAGUGUGGCCCUGGCCGGCUGCGGGCAACUGAGCCGCCGCGCGCUGGGGGCGCUGGCCGAGGGCUGUCCCCGCUUGCAGCGCCUUUCGCUCGCGCACUGUGACUGGGUAGAUGGGCUGGCGCUGCGCGGCCUUGCUGACCGCUGUCCGGCCCUGGAGGAGCUGGACCUCACCGCCUGCCGACAGCUCAAGGAUGAGGCCAUCGUAUACCUGGCGCAGAGGCGCGGCGCAAGUCUUCGAAGCCUCUCCCUAGCGGUCAACGCCAAUGUGGGGGAUACUGCCGUCCAGGAGUUGGCUCGGAACUGCCCGGAACUCCAGCACCUCGACCUAACAGGGUGCCUCCGCGUCGGAAGCGACGGUAUCAGGACUUUGGCAGAGUACUGCCCAGCGCUGCGCUCGCUGCGGGUGCGGCACUGCCACCACGUGGCCGAGCCCAGCCUAAGCCGCCUGCGGAAGCGCGGUGUGGACAUCGACGUGGAGCCGCCGCUGCAUCAGGCCCUGGUACUGCUGCAGGACGUGGUGGGCUUCGCACCCUUUGUCAACCUGCAGGUCUGACCCACCUGCCGAUGGGCACAGCCGGACUGUGUGGCGGGGGCCUCACCGCGAACUGUAAGGGAACUGAACUAUGGGGGCCUCCGGUGAGAGGCCAGUGCCCUGCCCCACCCUAGAGCUUCAAAUAAAAAGCUUUUUACCCCCUCUU
Molecule: messenger RNA, 1138 nt
Organism: Capra hircus (goat)
Lineage: Eukaryota; Metazoa; Chordata; Mammalia; Artiodactyla; Bovidae
Gene: FBXL15
Product: F-box and leucine rich repeat protein 15
Exons: 4
Coding region: 91-993 (300 amino acids)
Molecular function (GO): protein binding
Source: RefSeq, a predicted model, not a curated record